Molecule: messenger RNA, 1921 nt
Organism: Diceros bicornis minor
Lineage: Eukaryota; Metazoa; Chordata; Mammalia; Perissodactyla; Rhinocerotidae
Gene: GOLM2
Product: golgi membrane protein 2
Exons: 10
Coding region: 27-1337 (436 amino acids)
Source: RefSeq, a predicted model, not a curated record
CCCGGGGCACAGCCUGGUUCGGCUCCAUGGUGGGUUUCGGGACCAACCGGCGGGCAGGCCGCCUGCCCUCCUUCGUGUUGGUAGUACUGCUAGUGGUGAUAGCGGUCCUCGCCUUCAACUACUGGAGCAUCUCCUCUCGCCACGUCCUGCUCCAGGAGGAGGUGGCCGAGCUGCAGGGCCAGGUCCAGCGCACCGAGGUGGCCCGCGGCCGCCUGGAGAAGCGCAAUUCGGACCUCCUGCUGUUGGUGGACUCGCACAAGAAACAGAUCGACCAGAAGGAGGCCGACUACGGCCGCCUCAGCAGCAGACUUCAGGCCAGGGAGGGCCUGGGGAAAAGAUGCGAGGAUGACAAGGUUAAACUACAGAACAACAUAUCAUAUCAGAUGGCAGACAUACAUCAUUUAAAGGAGCAACUUGCUGAGCUUCGUCAAGAGUUUCUUCGACAAGAAGACCAGCUUCAGGACUAUAGGAAAAACAAUACUUAUCUUGUGAAGAGGUUAGAAUAUGAGAGUUUUCAGUGUGGACAACAGAUCAAGGAAUUAAGAGCACAGCAUGAAGAAAAUAUUAAAAAGUUAGCAGACCAGUUUUUGCAGGAACAAAAGCAAAAGGCUCACAAGCUUCAAUCGAAAGAUGGAAAUGAAUUGGAUAUAAACAAUCAUGCAGCACCUAAAAAUAUGCCAAAAGUAGCUAAGAAUGCUGCAGAUAAGAAUGAAGAACCCUCAAGCAAUCAUAUUCCACGUGGGAAAGAACAAAUCAAACGAGAUGGUGAUGCAGGAAUGCCUGGAAUAGAAGAAAAUGACCUUGCAAAAGUUGAAGAUCUUCCCACUGCUUUAAGGAAACCCCCUAUUUCCAUUUCUCAAUAUGAAAGUCAUCAAGCAGUCUCCCAUCUUCCAACUGGACAACCUCUCUCCCCAAAUAUGGCUCCAGAUUCUCAUGUCAACCACAAUGGAAACCCUGAAACUUCAAAACAGAACCCUUCCAAUCCUCUUCAGCGAUUCAUUCCAGGCCCAAACUCGGAGAAUGAACCCCGAAUUCAAGCAGAUAUACUAAAGCAGGCUGCCAAGGAUAGAGUCAGUGAUUUCCAUAAGUUGAAGCAAAGCCGAUUCUUUGAUGAGAAUGAAUCCCCUGUUGAUCCACAGCAUGGCUCUAAACUGGCGGAUUAUAAUGGGGAUGAUGGUAACGUAGGUGAGUAUGAGGCAGACAAGCAGGCUGAGCUGGCUUACAAUGAGGAAGAAGAUGGUGAUGGUGGAGAGGAAGACGUCCAAGAUGAUGAAGAACGAGAACUUCAAAUGGAUCCUGCAGACUAUGGAAAGCAACGUUUCAAUGAUGUCCUUUAAGUCCUAAAGGAAAACUUCAGAAAACCUAAAGUGCUGUAUAAUGGAAUCAUUUCUACUUUGUCGUUUUUGACUUUUGUUGUAAAGAUCAGUUGUAUUAGUUGUAAAGAUACAUUGAGAUAGAUUUAAGGAAAAAUUUUAAUGAAAGAAUGUACCCAUGUACAUAUGUGAACUUUUUCAUAUUGUAUUAUCAAAGCAGAGACUUUUUUGGUUAUGAUACAGUUGAGCCAAAAACAAAAUAAGCAAAACUUUAAUCUUUGCAUUUAAAGCAAACUAAUGUAUAUUUUACAUUUUAUUGAGCCUAAUUCUUUCCACAAACGGACAAACAGGAAAAAGUUGUACAAUUUGUAUGUUGCACAUAGCAUAACCACAGUGAGAACAGUUAUUCAAUGGAAAAACUUUUUAUAUACUAAUAUAUUCUUCUUAGCCCAACAGGUUUUCUGUUCUAUCUACCCCUCAUCUUGUGCUCUUCAAGGAGUUAUACCUAGAAUAGUUAUAUAAAAGAGGAGAACCUGGAAGCCAAACACUGGGCAGCAUGUGUGCAAAAUCACCUCUCUACUCCUUUUAUUUUACAUGAGUGCUGAUGU